UAUAGUCCACACACAACUAUACUCUCUCACUGUUCUCUUUCCUGUUCAGAUAGUGUAGAAUGAGGGUCUAUUGAAAAGCUCCUCAAAAGCCCUCAGCUUUUAUUUCUUUGUCUGCCAUUAAAAAUUGUCUUAAAUACAAUGCUCCUAUCUUGUUCUUCCCAUUCCCACUUCUCUUGCUUCAAGCUAUCUCUCUUCUAAAGCGUCUCUCUUUCUCUCUCGAUCAAUAUUCUUGCCAUUUCCCGGUGGUCUUCUUUGUUAAAUAAUUUUUCUCUUUCUUUCUUUCUUUUCCAUCUGUUUCUUUCCUUCGCCUCGUCGAAGUUUCUAUGCAGAUGGGUUGAUUUUUCUUGGCUAUAAGCUCUUCUUCAAAUAGUCCUUCGCCAGGAAUUUCUAUUAUACAAACUCAUGUAAACUCUGGUUUUAAAGGACGGAAAACGAAGGAAAACCUGUUGUGAGAAACUGUGGGAAAGUCGUAAAAAUAUCAUCUUUUCCUGUAUAAUCUGCAAAAGACAAUCUGGGUUUUACUAUUCCCUCCAUUUUAUAUCUAGGCAUUCUUUAAAACCUACCAAAACCCACAACAAAACCUAAAAAUGAUCAGUAUCACUGACCUCUACCAUGUUCUUACGGCUGUGGUGCCACUUUAUGUGGCCAUGUUCUUAGCCUAUGGCUCAGUGAAAUGGUGGAAGAUCUUUACUCCUGACCAGUGUUCAGGGAUCAACAGAUUCGUUGCUCUAUUUGCAGUGCCUUUGCUUUCUUUUCACUUUAUCUCCACUAAUAAUCCCUAUGACAUGAAUUACAGGUUCAUUGCAGCAGACACUUUCCAAAAAGUCAUAGUGCUGCUGGUUUUGGCCAUCUGGUCCAGAACUAGCUCUAGAGGCUCCCUUGAAUGGUCCAUCACUCUCUUUUCUCUCUCCACUCUCCCAAACACUCUGGUUAUGGGCAUCCCUUUGUUAAAGGGUAUGUAUGGGGACAACUCAGGGACCCUUAUGGUCCAAAUAGUUGUCCUUCAAUGCAUAAUAUGGUACACGUUGAUGCUCUUUCUAUUUGAAUAUAGAGGAGCUAGAAUCUUGAUUGGCGAACAGUUUCCUGACACUGCUGGCUCUAUAAUCUCCUUCAGAGUUGAUUCCGAUAUAAUUUCUUUGGAUGGUAGAGAGCCAUUGCAAACUGAAGCAGAGGUUGGCGAUGAUGGCAAGCUCCAUGUUACAGUGAGGAAAUCAACUAGCUCGAGAUCAGAAAUCUUCUCUCGCAGAUCCUAUGGUCCAAAUUCAGGGCUAUCAUUGACUCCUAGGCCAUCCAAUCUAACCAAUGCGGAGAUAUAUUCCCUCCAAUCUUCAAGAAAUCCAACCCCAAGAGGCUCAAGUUUUAACCACACUGAUUUUUAUUCAAUGGUGAAUGGCAAAAAUGCAAACAAUGUGAGUCCUAGACAAUCCAACUUUGGUAACUUGCCAUUUGAUGAAGAAAAUGGAGGAAUUGGAGUAUUUGGAAACGUUUCAAGAGCAAAUGGAAAUGCAUAUCCUGCGCCACCUAAUGCUGGGAUAUUCUCUCCCGGAGCCAAGAAGAAGGCAAAUGGGACCGAUAAUGGCAAGGACUUGCACAUGUUUGUUUGGAGUUCUAGUGCUUCACCGGUAUCCGAAGGUGGGAUUCAUGUCUUCAGGGGAGGAGGGGAUUAUGCCAAUGACCUUGGUGGUGCACCUCACCAGAAAGAUUAUGAUGAGUUUGGUCGGGAUGAGUUCAGCUUUGGAAACAGACAGGUAGCCAAUGGGGUGGACCGGGAUGGUCCAGUACUUUCCAAGCUUGGUUCAAGCUCCACAGCAGAGCUCCACCCAAAGACUGGUGCUAAUGGUGAAUCCAAGCCCACUGCCAUGCCACCUGCUAGUGUUAUGACAAGACUCAUUCUCAUUAUGGUUUGGAGAAAACUUAUAAGGAAUCCCAAUACUUAUUCCAGCCUCAUUGGCCUUACCUGGUCUCUUGUUUCUUUCAAAUGGCACGUAGAGAUGCCUGCAAUCAUUGCUCGUUCCAUAUCUAUCCUAUCUGAUGCUGGUCUUGGAAUGGCUAUGUUUAGUCUUGGUUUGUUCAUGGCAUUACAGCCAAGGAUCAUUGCUUGUGGAAACUCAAUCGCAGCAUUCGCAAUGGCUGUUAGAUUCCUCACUGGUCCUGCAGUUAUGGCUGUUUCUUCAAUUGCUGUUGGACUAAGGGGAACUCUGUUGCACAUUGCCAUAGUGCAGGCAGCUCUUCCACAAGGAAUUGUCCCCUUUGUCUUUGCGAAGGAAUAUAAUGUUCAUCCUAGCAUAUUGAGCACUGGGGUUAUAUUUGGGAUGUUAAUAGCUCUUCCCAUUACACUGGUUUAUUACAUCUUGCUGGGACUUUGAAGACGAAGCUGCAAGCACUGGAGCUGAUAAGAGAAGAAGGCUAGUUUUACAGUAGUAGUAUUAACCAAUUUGGCAUCGGGAUUUUUGAGAUUUGUCUAACACAACAUCAUGAAUCUGAAGACUGCAUUUUGAGAUAAGAAGAUAGGAAGAGGACUUAGAAAAAGAAGAUGAUGAUGACCAGAUUACAUUUCUCUUCAAACACUUGGUUGAUCAUGGAAAGAAAAGAGGGAACAAAGUGGAAAUGAUCAAAAAAAGAUUUGAGCAAAAAUUUGGGAGGGCUUCAGCUUUUGUUCUCUUUUUGCCUGUUUUUAUAUUUUUCUCUGAGCCUUGUGCCUUCUGCUUUUGUUCAUUUAAUGGAGAAAGUAAAGCUUGUUUCUA
This is a messenger RNA of Hevea brasiliensis (rubber tree), 2744 nucleotides long. Its product is annotated as probable auxin efflux carrier component 1b. The record is from RefSeq and is a predicted model, not a curated record. The transcript is spliced from 6 exons. The coding region runs from base 588 to 2366 and encodes 592 amino acids. NCBI's taxonomy places the organism in Eukaryota, Viridiplantae, Streptophyta, Magnoliopsida, Malpighiales, Euphorbiaceae. Gene Ontology annotation, cellular component: plasma membrane; endoplasmic reticulum. Gene Ontology annotation, molecular function: auxin efflux transmembrane transporter activity. Gene Ontology annotation, biological process: auxin polar transport; auxin export across the plasma membrane.